GCCAUUUUGAUUCUUAUAGUCUUUAAUGAUCGAUUUGCCCUUAAUGAUAACAUAGAAAUCUUCCGUCACCAUGGAGCGCCAAUACGAGAUGAAAACCAUGCCCAAUGACCCUGAAGCGUCGCAGCAGUCCGACAUCGAAGUGUCAAAUGCGUCAUUGCCGAGUACUAGAAUUGAGCUGGAGACGAGCGAUACGCUGAGACAGACAGUAUCGCUCGUCCAGAGUCAUGAUGGUAAAACUAGGAGUAAAUGGCGUCUAAUUGCUAUUGUCACUGCACUCUUUCUCGCACUGUUUGUCGCUGCAUUGGACGCAACCAUCAUUGCCACGGCUGCUCCAACGAUCUCCAGUGACCUCAACUCCGCAGCAGGUUACACCUGGAUUGGCGCAUCGUAUCUAUUGGCGACCGCUGCUUCAGGCCCAAUAUGGGCGAAGCUUUCCGACAUCUGGGGGCGCAAGUUGAUUGUCCUGGCCUCUCUUGCGGUCUUCUUCGCUUCCUCUGCUGUAUGCGCAACGGCUAAGACUAUGGAAGCGCUGAUUGUGGGGCGCGCGUUUCAGGGUGCUGCAGGAGGAGGAAUUAUCCUGCUUGUGCAUGUGUGCAUCAGUGAUCUCUUCAGUCUAAGGCAACGCAGCCUUCUUAUGGGCAUGACUGAAGGUAUUUGGGCUCUGGCUGGAGGAGUCGGACCCAUCAUGGGAGGUGUUUUCGCGUCUUUGGUAUCGUGGAGGUGGUGUUUCUAUAUCAACCUUCCCAUCGCAGGCGUGGCCGCUUUGAUCAUUAUGCUCUUCCUCGACAUCCAGCAUGAACACACCGGCUUCAUUGAGGGCGUCAAGGCCUUGGAUUGGCUUGGCAUGUUCACCUUCCUAGGCUUCACACUCCUUGUUCUUCUUGGACUCGACUUUGGUGGAGCUAUCUUCCCAUGGGACUCUGCCAAAGUCAUCGCCUUGCUUGUCGUAGGCGGUGUUAUGAUUUUCGGAUUCAUCUACAGCGAAGCAAAGGUUGCGAAGUACCCCUUAAUUCCGAUGGAGCUUUUCAAGCGUAAGACGAACGUUGCAGCUCUUCUCGUGACAUUCUUCCACGGCUUUGUCUUCAUCUCGGCGGAGUACUACAUGCCCUUGUACCUCCAAUCCGUCCUGGAAGCAACAGCCCUCAAGUCUGGAAUUCUACUCUUCCCCUUCAUCGUCACAGGAGCCACCGCAGGCUUCAUCGCCGGCAUAGUCAUCCACCGCACCGGACGCUUCCGCGAAUGGAUGUGGGCAGGAACAAUCCUAAUGUGCAUCGGCUUCGGCCUCUUCAUCCACUUCAACGCCAACACGACCACCGGGCAAGCCGUCGGCUUCCAAAUGAUCGGCGGCCUCGGUUCCGGCAUCCUCUUCGCCCCGCCCCUAAUCGCCAUCCAAAGCCAGGUAGCCCAAGACGACGUCGCGACCGCCACCUCGACGCUCAGCUUCGUCCGCAACAUGGCCGUCACCCUCUCCGUCGUCAUCGGCGGCACCAUCUUCCAAAACUCCAUGGACGGCCGCGCCUCCUUCCUGCGCGACGCGGGGCUCCCGGAAGAUAUCCUCGACAAGCUCGCAGGCGACAAGGCAAUGGCGAACGUCAUGAUCGCGAAGAGCGUCGACAACCCGGCCUGGGAGCUCGCGAUCAAGCAGGCGUUCAGCUACGCGACGAGGAACAUGUGGAUCACGUACACUGCUUUCGCUUUCCUAGGCGUCGUCUCGAGCUUCUUCAUCGAUGCCGCGCAUCUGGGGACCGAGCACGUGGAGACUGUCACCGGUCUGAAAAAGGAGAAGAAGACGGAGCCGGUGCAGGCGGCCGGAGUGUAGAUUUUCUUUAAACAAAAAGCGAAAAAGGCGUUUUGUGAUGCGGUAUAAUUCUUGUACAUAUGUAUCUUUACCUAUAUAGAAGGCAAGACAGCCACACGCAAACGCAAAAUAACGAUUCAAC
Molecule: messenger RNA, 1940 nt
Organism: Aaosphaeria arxii CBS 175.79
Lineage: Eukaryota; Fungi; Ascomycota; Dothideomycetes; Pleosporales
Product: MFS general substrate transporter
Exons: 5
Coding region: 71-1819 (582 amino acids)
Biological process (GO): transmembrane transport
Molecular function (GO): transmembrane transporter activity
Source: RefSeq, a predicted model, not a curated record